Messenger RNA from Cornus florida, 516 nucleotides. RefSeq names its product protein SRC2-like. NCBI's taxonomy places the organism in Eukaryota, Viridiplantae, Streptophyta, Magnoliopsida, Cornales, Cornaceae. The transcript has a single exon. Gene Ontology annotation, biological process: defense response. The record is from RefSeq and is a predicted model, not a curated record. The coding region runs from base 1 to 516 and encodes 171 amino acids.
AUGGAGAUCAACGUUAUUGGAGCCAACGGUGUCGAGAACGUCCGAGAAAUCUUCCGAAUGAAAGUUUACGCAAAGGUUUCAAUUGCCGGCGACCCCAGAACCGAGCAGAGAACUCCGGUGGACAAGCACGGCGAGACCAACCCUGCAUGGAAUUGCAUCCGGAACUACACCGUGAGUGAGUCCGCGGUGCAACAAGAUGGCAUCAUGCUCGUGAUCAAGCUGUACUGUAAGCGUAAGCUAGGAGACCGGUACGUAGGUGAAGUGCACGCGUCGAUCAAAGAACUGUAUGAACUCGCCUCGGCCAAGGGAGGCAGUUUUGUGUUGAGUAGCCCGGUGAAAAGGGGUUUUACGGAAUCAAAAGGAGAGCUCACGUUUUCAUGCAGGUUUGGAGAUAUAAGGACUGUUGAGAAGCCCUCCUUGACGGAUAAAAUGGCGGUGGGCGGAGCUAGGAUGUUACGGCUCGGGGCACUUCUUUUCACUAUUGGAGCAGAAAUUCAUGAUUUAUUCGAUGGUUAA